Messenger RNA from Hemicordylus capensis (graceful crag lizard), 7714 nucleotides. RefSeq names its product zinc finger protein 268-like. Gene Ontology annotation, cellular component: nucleus. Gene Ontology annotation, molecular function: DNA-binding transcription activator activity, RNA polymerase II-specific; RNA polymerase II cis-regulatory region sequence-specific DNA binding. Gene Ontology annotation, biological process: regulation of transcription by RNA polymerase II. The transcript is spliced from 3 exons. The record is from RefSeq and is a predicted model, not a curated record. Bases 1055 to 2764 code for a protein of 569 amino acids. NCBI's taxonomy places the organism in Eukaryota, Metazoa, Chordata, Lepidosauria, Squamata, Cordylidae.
UUUGGGGAUCCUGAGAAUAGCUUGAAAGUGUUGCAUGAGGAGCAGCUGAGGAGGAGGAAGCGGAAGAGAAGGCGGGGAGGGGGGGUGAAGGGCUUGGAAAGGAGGCAGAGCUUGCAGGAGGCUGCAGAAGCCUCCUGGGCAUAAUAACGAGCAGGACUUUCCUGAGUUUUCGGGGGCAUCCUUGAGUCUGCAGCAGGGUGCAAGAGGACAGCGCUGCCUGAAGGAUUGCACGUGAUCUUACACACACACACACCUUGACAGCCUGAAGGAUUCUGGGCUGCUGCAUGCUUUGGAGAAAGAGCAAGAAAUCCCCUUCCUGGCCUUCUUGGAAAUGCAGCUGGGCAGGCCAAGCCCGGAGCUGGACACAAGUGCCUGGACAGGCCAGAUCCGGGAGCCCGGUGAGCCUUGCCUGCUCUCUGCAGCCUUUCUGGCCCUCCUGCCCUGCCCUGCCCUGCUGCAGUGGGCCCUGAAGUCAGUGGCUGCCUGCUGGGCGGAAGAAGCAGCCCACAGGCCCUGACAGCCGCCUCCUGGGCACUGCCCUCCGUAGCCCACCAGAGCAGCCGGCCUGCUGGAGAUCAGCUGCCAGGGCUGCCGUGUCUGCUCUGGUGAAGGGAGCCCAGCUCCUCCCAGCCCCUUGCUGCUGCCCCAGGGCUCAUCCCAGCACAGGGGACAUCGGGACACAGGAAGCUGCCUUCUUCCCAGUCGGACUCUUGGUCCAUCCAGCUCACCAUUGUCUACCCAGACUGGCAGCAGCUUCAUCGAGGUUUCAGACAGGAGAUGCUGCCAGAGAGGGGACUUGGAGCCUUCUGCAUGCAAGCCUGCAGGUAAAUGUUGGGAGAGGAAGAAUGAUAGAAACCCAAUGGAUGGAGCUGCUAGAUGGGAAAAAAGGAAACAAGAGAGACUAAAAACUGGAGAACACUGGGAGAACAGGAAUGAAUAAAAAGCUUUUCAGCAUGUAAUCCAGCAAAUAACACAGCAAGCAGGAGAAAGAAACCUGUGUCCUCCGUGUAGGAAAAGCUCCUCUAUUGAACCCAGCUUUCAAUCUUAGAAGGAAAUGAAAGCAAGGAAGAAACCACAUAAAUGCCUGGAAUGUGGAAAGAGCUUCAGCAAGAGUGGAGAAUUUACUAUACACCAAAGAACCCACACUGGGGAGAAACCACAUAAAUGCUUGGAGUGUGGAAAGAGCUUCAACCAGAAAGCACAUCUUAUUGUACACCAUAGAACCCAUACUGGGGAGAAGCCACAUAAAUGCCUGGAGUGUGGAAAGCGCUUCAGCACAAGUGGACAGCUUAUUAUACACCAUAGAACCCACACUGGGGAGAAACAAUAUAAAUGCCUGGAGUGUGGAAAGAGCUUCAGCAUGAGACAACAACUUACUCUACACCAAAGAAGCCACACUGGGGAAAAACCACAUAAAUGCUUGGAGUGUGGAAAGAGCUUCAGCCAGAGAGCAAAUCUUAUUGUACACCACAGAACCCACACUGGGGAAAAACCACAUAAAUGCUUGGAGUGUGGAAAUUGCUUCAGCCAGAGAGUACAACUUAUUGUACACCAUAGAACCCACACUCGGGAGAAACCACAUAAAUGCCUGGAGUGUGGAAAGAGUUUCAGCACAAGCGGAUAUCUUAUUAUACACCAUAGAACCCACACUGGGGAGAAACCACAUGAAUGCCUGCAGUGUGGAAAGAGCUUCAACCAGAGAGCACAUCUUAUUGAACACCAUAGAACCCACACUGGGGAGAAACCACAUAAAUGCCUAGAGUGUGGAAAGAGCUUCAGCACAAGACCACAACUUACUGUACACCAUAGAACCCACACUGGGGAGAAAACACAUAAAUGCCUGGAGUGUGGAAAGGGCUUCAGCACGAGACCACAACUUACUGUACACCAUAGAACCCACACUGAGGAAAAACCACAUAAAUGCCUGGAGUGUGGAAAGACCUUCAGCCAGAGAGCACAUCUUAUUGUACACCAUAGAACCCACACUCGGGAGAAGCCACAUAAAUGCCUGGAGUGUGGAAAGAGCUUCAGCACAAGAGGAGCUCUUACUGUACACCACAGAGCCCACACUGGGGAGAAACCACAUAAGUGCCUGGAAUGUGGAAAGAGCUUCAGCACAAGUGGAAAACUUACUAUACACCUCAGAACACACACUGGAGAAAAACCACAUAAAUGCUUGGAGUGUGGAAAGAGCUUCAGCACAAGUUCAUAUCUUAUUGUACACAACAGAACCCACACUGGGGAGAAACCACAUAAAUGCCCAGUGUGUGGAAAGAGCUUCAGCACGAAUGGAGAACUUAUUGUACACCACAGAACCCACACUGGGGAGAAACCACAUAAAUGCUUUGAGUGUGGACAGAGCUUCAGCACGAGUGGAGAACUUACUGUACACCACAGAACCCACACUGGGGAGAAACCACAUAAAUGCCUGGAGUGUGGAAAGAGCUUCAGCCAGAGAGCACAUCUUAUUGUACACCAUAGAAUCCAUACUGGGGAGAAACCACAUAAAUGCCUGGAGUGUGGAAAGAGCUUCAGCACGAGACCACAACUUACUGUACACCAUAGAACACACACUGGGGAGAAACCGCAUAAAUGCUUGGAGUGUGGAAAGAGCUUCAGCCAGAGAGCUCAUCUUAUUGUACACCAUAGAAUUCAUACUGGGGAGAAGCCACAUAAAUGCCUAGAGUGUGGAAAGAGCUUCAGCACCAAAGGAACUCUUACUGUACACCACAGAGCCCACACUCGGGAGAAACCACAUAAUUGACAGGAAUGUGGAAAGAGCUUCAGCACAAGUAGAAAAGUGUGGAAAGAGCUUCAGCCAGAGAGCACAUCUUAUUGUACACCAUAGAAUCCAUACUGGGGAGAAACCACAUAAAUGCUUGGAGUGUGGAAAGAGCUUCAGCACAAGUUCAUAUCUUAUUGUACACAACAGAACCCACACUGGGGAGAAACCACAUAAAUGCCCAGUGUGUGGAAAGAGCUUCAGCACGAAUGGAGAACUUAUUGUACACCACAGAACCCACACUGGGGAGAAACCACAUAAAUGCUUUGAGUGUGGACAGAGCUUCAGCACGAGUGGAGAACUUACUGUACACCACAGAACCCACACUGGGGAGAAACCACAUGGAGUGGAGUAGCACUGUAUGUUAAAGAAGGGAUAGAAUCUAACAAGCUAGAAAACCUAGUUGGACUGGAGUCCUCCACAGAAACCCAUACAAGACCUGAAUGGGAACGUGCUACUGGGGACGUGCUAUUGCCCUCUGGAUCAAAACGCUGACAGCGACUGGGAGUUGCAGGAGGAAAUCAGGGAGGCAUCAAGGAGAGGCAGGGCUGUAAUAAUGGUUAACUUUAAUUACCCACACAUAGGCUGGGUAAAUUCAGUCAGGUAAUGACAAAGAGGUCAAAUCAGAUACGCUGAGUAACUGUGCCCUAGAAGAGUUGGUCUUGCAACCAACCAGAGAGAAGGUGACCUUGGACUUCAUCCUGAGUGGCAGUGGCACCCAGGACCUGGUGUGUGAUGUCAGUAUCAUCAACCCUUUUUAGGGAACAGUGACCAUAGUGUGAUCAAAUUCAGGGAUAGAAUCACCAAGGAAGUCUAACACAGACAUUUUGAAUUUUGGAAGAGGAAACUUCUCCAAAAUGAGGAGUAUGGUGAAAAGAAAGCUGAAAGGGAAAAUCAGGAGAGUCACUUUGCUAGAGUGCAUGGAGUUUACUCAAAAUCACAGUACUAGAAGCCCAGUUAGAUUGUAUACCCCAAAGGAUGAUAUACCCCAGCAUGGCUAACAUUCUACAACAAUGUGCAAAGAGGCAAAAAGAGACUUUGAGGAACAUUUAGCCUAAAAAGUCAAGGGGAAUAACAAAAACUUCUUUAAAUGCAUCAGAAGCAGGAAACCUGCCAGGGAGGCAGUUGGACCAUUAGACAAUGACGGAGUGAAAGGGAUUAUUAAGGAGGAUAUGGAGGUUGCAGAGAAGCUAAAUGAGUUCUUUGCCUCUGUCUUCAUGGCAGGGGAUACUGAGCAUAUACCUGUUCCUGAACCAGGCUUUUCGGGGAUGGAGGCUAAAGAACUGAGUCAGAUAGAAGUGACAAGAGAUGAUGUUCUAAACUGUCUGGAAAAACUGAAGACUAGCAAAUCGCCAGGGCUGGAUGGCAUCCAUCUAAGAGUCCUUAAAGAACUCAAAUAUGAAAUUGCCAACCUCCUUGCAAAAAUAUAUAACUUAUCCCUACAAUCAGGCUGUGUACCAGAGGACUAGAAAGUAGCAAAUGCAACACCGAUUUUCAAAAAGGGGUAAUCCAGGAAAUUACAGGCCGGUUAGCUUAACAUCUGUUCUAGGCAAAUUGAUGGAAAGCAUCCUCAAGGAUAAAAUUGUAAAGCACAUAGAAGAACAGGCCCUGCUGGGGGAGAACCAGGACGGUUUCUGCAAAGGGAAAUCUUUCCUCAUGAAGCUUUUGGAGUUCUUUGAGAGUGUCAACAAGUGUGUGGAUCAAGGUGAUCCAGUUGACAUGGUAUAUCUGGACUUCCAAAAAGAUUUCGACAGAGUUGCUCAUCAAAGACUCCUGAGGAAACUUAGCAGUCAUGGGAUAAGGGGACAAAUACAUGUGUGGAUUGCUAACUGGUUGAAAGACAGGAAACAGAGGGUAGGUAUAAAUGGAGAGUUUUCACAAUGGAGGGAAGUAAGAAUUGGGGUUCCCCAGGCACUGGUUUACUGGGACUGGUGCUUUUUAAUUUAUUCAUAAAUGAUCUAGAAGCAGGGGUAAGCAGCGAGGUGGCCAAAUUUGCAGAUGAUACCAAACUCUUCCGGGUAGUGAAAUCCAUAACUGAUUGUAAAGAGCUCCAAAAGGAUCUCUCCAAACUGGGUGAGUGGGCGACAAAGUGGCAAAUGCGGUUCAAGUUUAAAGUGAUGCACAUUGGGACGAAGAACCCCAACUUUAAGUAUAUCAUCAUCAUCAUUAUCAAUUUUAUUACGGCCAUUGGCCAGCAGAAAUAGGAGUAACAAAUAUACUCAAUACAAUGAUCAAUAAAACAGAAUACAAUCACUCAUAAUAAAUUACUUAAAAACAAUAGAAGCUCUCACAAUUAAGCACUUAAUAGGGACCUUAACCUAAUGGCAAUGUAGAAAAAUUUAGCCACGAUUGUCAUCAUCCCGGGACUUGAAUCUGCGAGGCAGUAAUAUGUAUAAAAGAGCUCACACCUUCCGGGAAAUGUGAGUAACAGAGGGGAAAUAAGUUCUUCUCUAGCAUCCCGAUAUAAAGAGCAAUAUAGCAAUACAUGGGUGACAGUUUCCAGGAGGCCAAAGCCACAAGGGCAGAAAACCGCAACAGGAUGAUCUUUAGCAAACCUCCGUUCCAAAAGAGAAGAGGGCAACACAUUUAACCGGGCCCAAGCAAAUGAAACCCGAAAUUUAGAAAAAUGCAGCGUCGUACGUAGUUAGCACCUCUAUCUCCCCAAGGUGGCAAAAUCCCAAAAUGUCAAGGGGGACCUUCAAGUAUAUGCUGAUGGGAUCUGAGCUGUCGGUGACUGACCAGGAGAGGGAUCUUGGGGUCGUGGUGGACAACUCGUUGAAAGUGCCGACUCAAUAUGCGGAGGGUGUGAAAAAGGCCAAUUCCAUGCUAGGGAUCAUUAGGAAGGGGACUGAAAACAAAACUCCUAAUAUUAUAAUGCCCUAAUACAAAACUAUGGUGUGGCCACACCUGGAGUACUGCGUACAAUUUUGGUCACCACAUCUAAAAACAUUGUAGAACUGGAAUGGGUGCAGAAGAGGGCAAACAAUUUGAUCAGGGGCCUAGAGCCCCUUUCUUUUGAGGCAAGGCUACAACACCUGGUGCUUUUAAAUUUAGAAAAAAGACUGUGGGGAGACAUGAUAGAGGUCUAUAAAAUCAGGCCUGGUAUGGAGAAAGAGGACAGAUAGAAAUUCUUCUCCCUCUCACAUCACACUAGAACUAGGGGUCAUCCCAUGAAACAGAUUGCCAGGAAAUCUAGGGCCAACAAAUGGAAGUACUUUUUCGCACAACACAUAAUGCACUUGUGGAAUUCUCUGCCACAAGAUGUGGUGACAGUCAACAACCUGGAUGCCUUGAAGAGGGGUUUGGAUAACGUCAUGGAGGAGAGGUCUAUCAUCGGCUACUAGUCGGAGGGCUUCAGGCCACCUCCAGCCUCAAAGGCCUGAUGCCUCUGAGUACCAGUUGCGGGGGAGUAACAGCAGGAGAGAGGGCAUACCCUCAACUCCUGCCUGUGGCGUCGAGCAGCAUCUGGUGGGCCACUGUGCAAAACAGGAUGCUGGACUAGAUGAGCCUUGGGCCUGAUCCAGCAGGGCUGUUCUUAUGUUCUUAAAUGCCUGAAGUGUGGAAAGAGCUCCAACCUGAAUAAACACCAUAGAACGCACACUGGGGAGAAACCACAUAAAUGCCUGGCGUGUGGAGAGACUUCAGCACAAGUGGAGCUCUUACUGUAUCCCAUAGAAUCCACAUAGAGAACCACAUGAAUGCUUGGAGUGUUCAAAAGAACAUCGGGAGGAAGGCAAGACUUACUGCACAUGAGCAAACUCACAGAGCAUAAAAAUCAUACACCUGAAACUGCAGAGAAACCUGGGAAACUGCCUCACUGUGUGAAAUAUACAACCUUGUCCAAUUUCUUUUUCUCUUUUUACUUGUUUUCACCCUUGUUACCUUCUGAGGGAAUUGAGGCCAAGUGUUCAUACUGGUGUGUUUGGUUCUGUGUUAAGAAUAAGUGUGCAUCAUUCGGUCCAACUGAUUCAUGAAUAUUCGUGUUUCACAGCAUUCCCUUGCUUUUCCUUGCCUAGGAAUACCGCUCUGUGUUGGUUGGUGUUGAUAAUACUGAGCUGAAUGGACCAGUAGUGUGACUCAGUUCUGGAGCUUCAUAUGUCCAUCUGGAGCACGUCUCACUCAGGAGUUGAGCCCCUGCUUUCCAUGCCAGAGGUCCCAGGUUCAAUCCCUGGCAGCAUCCACAGAUAGGGCUGGGAUAGAGGUUGCCUGGAACCUUGGAGGGUCGCUGCCAGUCAGUGUAGACCAGUGUUGAACAACUUUGUCCCUCCUGCCGUUGUUGGCUACAUCUCGCACCACCUCUGAUUAUUGAUGACUGUUGCUGAGCCUGCUGGGAGUUAUAAUCCAAAGGGUUCAAGCUGUGCUCACCUGGGUCAGAUAGUACUGAAGUAGAUGGAGGUUGGCUUAGUCUAUAUCAGGCCUGCUCAACUUGGGCCCCCCCCCCAGCAGUUCUUGGACUACAACUCCCAUGAUCCACAGCCACAGUGGCCAAUAGCCAGGGAUUAUGGGAGUCGUAGGCAAACAUCUGCAGGAGGGCCGAAGUUGAGCUGGCCUGGUCUAUAUACAGCUUCUUCCAGAGUUCCACAUAGCACACACACACGGUGCUUAGGAGCACAUUAGCAGAGAAAGCAGAGAGAAAUGGAUAGUUCUAAUUGUUGGAGAUGAACUUCCAGUGCAUCGACCUUUUGCACCAACUGUCCUAAUGACCACUAGGGGCAUUGGGAGUAGAGACAGUGAGUCAGGGUCUCCCAAUCUGUCCUCACUCUAUGACCCCUGAACGGACUCUGCAGCACUUCCUGUACUGAGUCACAAUCCUUCCUUUCCUCCUAGAGAGCAGAUGGAAACCUCUCUCUCUCUCUCUCCUUACCUAUCCAUUAUGUAGUCCUUUAGAUUAGAGAUAGGGCUUUCCUAUCUAAGUGUAUUUAACCAAUAAAU